AUGAAGUUCACCACUGCUCUGCUGGCUCUGGCCGCCACUGCCCUCGCAACUGAGGAUCACGACUGGGGUAAGGACAAGACCAAGACCAUCGUCACAGAAGUCUUGACCACGUACACGACCGUGUGUCCUGUUACAAUUACGAAGCCCGGCGAACACACCACUCAGUAUGAGACCAUUACGACCACCUCCACCGUCGUGGAGAAGCAUCCCACGACGAUCUAUGAGACCCUUCCUGGGGCCACGGAAGUCGUGACGGAAAUCGACACCGAUUACACCACUUACACCACCUACUGCCCGAUCACGGAGACGAUUGUUGGAGAGGGCACCACAAAGACGGUUGUGUACACUACGCUCAGUACCGUCGUCGAGAAGAAGCCAACCAAGAUCAUCGAGACCGUUCCGGGCCCGACGGCCGUAGUGACGGCCACGGAUGUCGAGCUAACCACCCUCACCAGUCUCUGCCCGGUCACGGAGACUUACACCGAAGGCGGCAAGACCUGGACCAAGACAUACACCACCACGUCCACCAUCGUGACUCACGUUCCUACCAAGGUCUGGCAGACCGAGAAGCUCCCUGACGUCACCAAGACGGAAAAGGACGUUGAGUACACCACCAUCACUUCUCUCUGCCCUGUGACCGAGACCAAAACCAUCGGUGGAGAGACGGUAGUCGUCACUUACACGUCCACUUCUACCAUCGUGACGGAGGUUCCCACCAAAGUGGACAUCUGGACGACCGUAAAGACCACUCAGCAUCUUUCUACGGAAGUCUACGAGACCAUUACAAAACCCGUCACGACUUAUCAGACCCUCGAACACGGAGAGACGAUUUGGGUCACCGCCACGGGCACUAAGACCAUUACCGUCGAGAAGGUCCACACCCUCACGGAAGUCAUCGUCGAGACCAAAACGGCACACGUCGAGGUCACUCAGGCCGUGACCGUGGGAGGCGAGAGUGUCGUGACGCAGAAGUCAUGGGUCUACGUCACCGUAUCGGGAACCGUGUUCGCUACGCAGACCCGUCCCGCCAGCACUCUCGUCGUUCCUACGACCAGCGCUGUGACCCUUCCCCCGGUCACGGUAUCGAGCCAAGCUCCGGUGGUCGUGCCGACCGCUGCCGCCGACGCCCACAGAGCGCCGGGGGCCGCCUUGCUGGCUGGCCUUGUCGGAGCUGUCGCGCUCCUCUAG
Colletotrichum godetiae is the source of this 1188-nucleotide messenger RNA. RefSeq lists its product as uncharacterized. The coding region runs from base 1 to 1188 and encodes 395 amino acids. The record is from RefSeq and is a predicted model, not a curated record. NCBI's taxonomy places the organism in Eukaryota, Fungi, Ascomycota, Sordariomycetes, Glomerellales, Glomerellaceae. The transcript has 4 exons.